GAGCUACGAAAGCAUGUGGCGAACCGCGGUGAUCGCGUCGCAUUGUGUCUACUUUGUGCUUGCUGGUGCCUUACAACAGGAUGACAAGACAGGAAGACUUCGGCGAGACAUUCCGCCAUUGGAACAACCGAAAGGGAUUCAAGUCCCGUUUGAGAAGUGGCACAUGUCUUCGCCCUAUUUGCCACAGGUACUGGCUUCCAUAGAGGACCGUCUUCGAGGACUGGACGCCUUUGGAGCAGCCCUGCGGUUAACCCGUGUUGACCUUUCACUAGAGCAAUUACUCAGAAAGGUGGACUCCCUAGAGAGCCGGAUGGGACGUUUAGAAGCCAAGCUUGAUAUCAGGCUCGAUAAGAUGGAAGCCCGAAAGGAGGAGAGCACCAACGAUGAAGAACUAGGACGACGCAUCGAUACCCUCGCGGACAAGGUGACUACCAAACUGGACUUUCUGGAAACGAAACUUGACAUGCGGUCCGACCGUCUCACCAACAAACUGGAACUCCUCGAUCGGGACCUUCAGGAUUCUUUGGAAGACGUCCUGGAGAAAGUGACUAAAAGCGAGGAACAACGAGUCCGAAUGCACAGUGACAUUUCCCGGGCUCUCGAGGUCAUCGAUCGAACAGAAGUGACGCAGCGUCAACUGGAAGCAACCCUACGCUUCGACGUGCGGGACACACUCAAGUGGGCGGACGCAAAGCUGGAUCUUUUCAACCACCAGCUACUGACGCAGAGAGACAUCUUGAAGGAAGUUCAAGAGAAGAUGGGAGUGAACGGCACUGUUACAUCGGGUGCCUGUUCACGAGAGGAUGUUCCAACAGCAGAACAGGUAACCAACCUGACGGAGCUGGUAGAGAAGGUUCUCCGCGUAGGCGCAGAGCAGUUUCGAGAGAUUGACUCCGACGUGGAGAGCUACACACGGAAGGUCAUCAACGGAAUGUACGAACUGCGCAGAACCACAGACGAGUUGGUACGCACGGCUUUCCAGGACAGUGUGGCACAAGGCAACCGCACACGUCUCCUCGUACGGGACGAGUUCAAGAAGUUGCAUGCACAGAUCGAACCGCUGCCCCUCCUGGAGCCUCGACUGACUUUAUUGAGUGAGGGACUCGAGAAACGCAUCGUUCAUCUGGGCGCAACCGUCGACCAGAGCUUCGCUACUCUGCUUGUAGCCCAGAACUCCUUCAUUUCGUCCUGCCACAGAAUACAAGAAGAAGAGGUGCAGCUGUAUGAUCUCCUGGAGCUAAUCAUCCACGAGAUGCGAAACCGAUCCCUGAGCGACACUCAAAGGCUUAGCGAUCAGCUACAGGGCCACGCUGACGACUUCCACGGGUUCUUCAAAAAGGUUGUGUCCGCUAUAUUCGCUGUGGGCAACAGCACUCUGGGCGAAGUGAAAAGACUGUUUACUGGAAAUCACAUCCUAUGUACAAAGAAUCAGACGGCAGUCAACGUGACGAGUGACUAUCGAGAUACUGUUGCAGACGAAAUUUUGUAGGUGGACUAUAUCUCGUCACCAACUUCUGAACGCAGAAAAACUAAAUAAAACACCCUUUUUGUGCCUU
This is a messenger RNA of Ornithodoros turicata, 1556 nucleotides long. RefSeq lists its product as uncharacterized. Lineage: Eukaryota; Metazoa; Arthropoda; Arachnida; Ixodida; Argasidae. Bases 14 to 1489 code for a protein of 491 amino acids. The record is from RefSeq and is a predicted model, not a curated record. The transcript is spliced from 6 exons.